AUGUCAUCUUCUCAUGAUAGACUCUCGAGGGCCGAGCUUUUAGGUAUUGAUGUUGACAAAGGCAUCCAGGUUGAUUCCGUGACUUCGACGCUAUUCCAAACCAAUCAGGAUGGCACACAGUCGUCAACGGCGAAGAGCAAACCAAAGAGAUCUUCGGACAAACUGACACCGGAGAUCUUGCUAAGUGGUAGAGGUUUACCCAAGUUGAUUGAUACGUUUAAGAGAUUCAAGUUCACCAAAAGGUCUGCCAAGGGUAAAGCCAGUAAACACAAUGGUGUUUAUAAGAAGGUCCAGUAUUGUGAUGACCACCAUUACGACAAUCUUACACGGAUCAUCCAAAUCUAUCAGAAUUGGGGCCAUUCGAUCAGUCCGCAUUUGAUGUUUGAUCGUUUUAUUGGGAACCUUGAUCGAGGUAUUCAGAAGAGUGAUGUUAAAUAUUGGAUUAGAGAACAGAUACGAGAAGAAAUUAGGGGGAAAGUCGACCGGAUUUUGCAGAAGGAGGCUACAGAGAUGGAGAGGGCCAGGGCUGAACGUGCAGCACGGGAGCAUGUGGAGAACAACAAGGACAGUUUAACGGAUGAUGAGCCUGAUGGUGUAGCUGGAGAGGUUGACGUUGAGGAAGAGCGAGAGCAAGAUUGGGCUGCACUCUUUGGAGGCCAGUCACAAGCUACUGAUAAGGACGUCAAUGAGAAUGAUGGCCCUAAUAAUGACAACGAAGAUGAUGGUGGCUACAAUGUUCAAGGUGAAGCUCCAAUUUUCUCAACAUUUUUGCGUACAUCGUCGCAACCUAUACAUUCCGACCUUGGUAGUGAACAUCACACUUCUGAAAUGGAAGAUAUACCAGAAGAUGUGAUGGACGGAGCUGCACGAGAUGCCUUUGAUGCUCUCGAUGGUUUGGAUGAGGACGAAGACGGGUUGGCUGCAUUGUUGGAAGCAGAGAGUAACAACGAGGCAAGAGACAGCCAGAUGUUUAGCCAGUACAUUGCACACGAGCCACAAGAACGCACCUUGUCCAAGUCUUUAUCUCCGACAACGGUAGGGACAUUGACAACGGAGACUGAAACGACCACGCAAACGACCACGCAAACGACCACGACAUUAUCUACAGGGGCUUCAGAGGGACCGUCAAGGCCAAUGACGCCCGAAGAAGAAGGGUUUUCCGAUGUCGAUGAAGAUGAGUUACUGCAGCUAUGA
Pichia kudriavzevii is the source of this 1194-nucleotide messenger RNA. RefSeq lists its product as uncharacterized. Gene Ontology annotation, molecular function: DNA binding. The transcript has a single exon. The record is from RefSeq and is a predicted model, not a curated record. Gene Ontology annotation, biological process: DNA damage response; DNA replication checkpoint signaling; replication fork processing. The coding region runs from base 1 to 1194 and encodes 397 amino acids. Gene Ontology annotation, cellular component: nucleus; replication fork protection complex. NCBI's taxonomy places the organism in Eukaryota, Fungi, Ascomycota, Pichiomycetes, Pichiales, Pichiaceae.